Messenger RNA from Sphaeroforma arctica JP610, 1223 nucleotides. RefSeq lists its product as hypothetical. NCBI's taxonomy places the organism in Eukaryota, Ichthyosporea, Ichthyophonida. The record is from RefSeq and is a predicted model, not a curated record. The transcript has 7 exons. The coding region runs from base 227 to 1165 and encodes 312 amino acids.
ACAGGUACCACCUCGAUCCUUGGCCCUGUUCCAAUCGCAACGGACACAUUUCACACGGGCACUGCGAGCGGCAAACACAUUCAACACACACCAGCAGCACUCAAAGACACCCUGUACACACACACGCUCGUGUGUGUGCAAGACACCCUGUACGUAUACACACUCACAAACCCGCGGGUAUGCCCGCGACAGUAGGCGCUCGGUUCAGGCUGAGUUGCCGCCUAUCAUGAAAAUGCCCAUAGACGAUGGGAAAGCUGAUACGUAUGUAGUGGGGAGUAGGGGAGAUGCAAUUGUUGUGACCGCUCAACACCGUGACGAUAUACAGGCGGCGUUGGCGUUCAAUGCUCAGGCCCGGCAGGUGUUGUCGCAGUACAAAAACGAUCCAUCCCUGAAAGAGUCACGAGAAAUGACUGGCACAAAGGAGUGGAAGAAUACCAUCCGCCGGGUGAUCGACGGUCAGGGUGUGCGAGCAUUUGCCGGAGACAAACGCCUCGCCGAAGUUCGGAAAGCCUGCAUCAUAGAGAUGGCCCAGACGGAUAUCGGAGAGGCCUUCAGCCAGCGAUUCGACAAGACUGUCACCGAUUUUCUUGCCAAGAACGCACAGGCCCAGUUUCUUCAUUCGUCGAAAACUACCACGGCAGUCGAGUUUGUGAAGAAGUACAUCGCUGCACGUGACGCUGGAAAUGAGGAGAAGAAGAAGCCUGGCAAGGGUUCAAAGUCAAAAGCGGCACAGAAGGAGAACGACAGGCGAGAGUGGCUGCAGGUAUUCCACGAGAUACGGGGCUUGUAUGACGAUUUCGACAGGAUGGAUGCCUUGGACUGCUCGCCUUUGUUUAAAACAUGGACGCCACAUGAUAAGGUGCUGCUGCUGAAUGACUACGAACUUUUCCAGGCCAAAGACGAGGAGUCGCUGAAAGAUCAGAUGAAACUGGCCAGUCGACUGGAAGUGUACUACAAUCUCGAUAACAAUGUGCCUUCCGGCUCAUGGUUCACGGCUAAAGCUGCACACCAAGAACAAGUAGAAUUUGUGCGUCAGUUGCUAGAGGAUCCGCACAAGCUACAGAGGUGGUUCAUUGCAGCUCCCGAUGCGGAUGUAGUGCUGGCCAUGCGUGUGUUCUUUGCCAACAGAAGAGCAGUUCUCGAUCAAUUAGAUAUCGCAUUCUAGUUGACAAUUUUAAUAAACAGGAGUGCAAUUUUGGUGUCAGUCACUGAAAAAAAAAACA